CCAAGCCAGAUGCAAGUCAGUAGCUGUUUUGCGUAUUUCACGUGUGCAGUCUGUGCGUGUUUUGCCAGCGGUGUACGCUCCGGUGUCAGUGAUGGAUCCUGUCAAAUUGUCAUCAAGUGCACGCGUGAAACAUUUGGUCGUUGAUUCAGGAGGUUUUAUAAAGAAUGCGGCUCUGCAGGAAAUCGGCGAAAAUAUCUACACACUGGCCGAAGUUGUGAGUGAAAUAAAGGACAAAGCGACGAAACAGAGGCUCCAAGUUCUUCCGUAUAAGUUGAACUACAGAGUUCCAUCGCCGGAAGCAAUAAAGAUCAUGACGGAGUUUUCUAAGCUCACUGGAGACUACCCAAGUUUGUCAGCAGUUGACAUCAAGGUGCUUGCUCUCACGUACAUGUUGGAGAAGGAGCACGUGGGGACAGACCAUCUUUCCGAGAAACCGAAGAGUAUUGAGGUGCAGAGAACUGGGGCCCCGAGAGAUUCACUUUCUUCUCCGGGUUUCUUCGGCACCCACGCGGUUGCAGAUGCACAAAAGUCUGAGCCUGUGGAGCCUGCUGCAUCUCCGGAUGACUGCAAUGAGGAAAACUGCAGUGAGGAUGGAAUAGAUUCAGCAGAAGAAGACUCAAGCGAUGAUGAGUGGAUUACGCCGAGCAACAUCACAGAGAUAAAGAAAGAAAUGGGCUUGUUAACUUUGGAAGAGGUGCCAAUACCAGUUGCAUGUAUAUCAACAGAUUUUGCUGUUCAGAAUGUUCUGAUUCAGAUGGGUCUAAAAGCUGUUUCUGUUGAUGGGAUGGCUAUCAGGCAUGCAAGAACAUUCGUCCUGCGCUGCCAUGCAUGCUUCACCAUUACAAAAGUAAUGACCAAACAGUUUUGUCCGGCUUGUGGCAAUAAGACGCUGAAGCGCGUCUCAGUGGAUGUAGCAGAGGAUGGCUCUACAAAGCUCUACAUAAACUACAAAAGACCUAUAAAUAUUCGUGGAACACGGUACUCCCUUCCCAUGCCUAAAGGAGGGAAACAUUCAACAGAUCCCAUUUUGUGUGAAGACCAACCAGUCCCACAGAACCGGUUAUCAAAAAUGGCCAUGAGCCGGGUUGAUGUACUGGAUGCAGACUAUCUCUCUAGAAACUCACCAUUCAAAAUUAAUGAUGUGUAUUCCCGUUCUGCUCACCUCCACAUGCGAGCUGGUUCUCAAGGAUCUCGAAACCCCAACCAAGUAAAGCGCAACACAGGAAAUCAUAAGAAACGAAGGAAUUGAACACACUCAUAAGAGCAGCCCA
Messenger RNA from Rhipicephalus sanguineus (brown dog tick), 1271 nucleotides. RefSeq names its product RNA-binding protein NOB1. Bases 92 to 1249 code for a protein of 385 amino acids. Gene Ontology annotation, molecular function: RNA endonuclease activity. The record is from RefSeq and is a predicted model, not a curated record. The transcript has 8 exons. Lineage: Eukaryota; Metazoa; Arthropoda; Arachnida; Ixodida; Ixodidae. Gene Ontology annotation, cellular component: preribosome, small subunit precursor. Gene Ontology annotation, biological process: ribosomal small subunit biogenesis; maturation of SSU-rRNA.